AUGUCGGCGUUUUUGGAGCGGGUGCACGCUGAAGCGAGCAAACUAAAGAAGAAAUUCAAAGAAACGAGCCGAAAAAGGAAAGGCCCGUCGGCUGAAGAAGCAAUCAACAACCUCAGGGUUUACCUGAUUGAAAUUUACAUUUUCAAAAAAACGAAUUUCAGGAAGCUGAGGAGUUGCUGUUGAAGAAACAAGACUACUACGAACAGAAAAAUCGCCAGUGUGAGUUGACUUUUUUUCAAAAAAAUGUAAAAAAAUUUAAUAGCAUCUCAUCGAACUUUGAAUUUCCAAGAGAAAAAAAUCAGAAUUCUUGGCUAUCAAUCAAAGAUAAUAUUAUUUGACUUUUCUGUGUUAUUUGUUGAAGAUCUAAAUUUCAAAAUUUCAGGAAACCGAAGCUGCAAAGAAGUACAGCAAAACUAACAAGAAAAUGGCGUUGGCGGCGCUGAAAAGAAAGAAGUUGCACGAAAUCGAGCUGGGAAGAAUCGAUGGAGUGCGUGAUUUUCCCAUAAUUUUUCAUUUUAACUUAUUUUCUAGGUCCUCACAAAACUGGAAGGCCAGAGAACGGCGCUGGAGAACGUCGGAAUGCACGGCGAAGUUCUCGACGUUCUUGGAAAGACCAACGAAGCGCUCAAAAAAGCGAAUAUGAACAUGGACAUCGACAAGGUCGCCGACCUGAUGGACGACAUCGCCGAGGGCCUCGCGACGUCCGAAGAGCUCAACGAAGCGAUUUCGCGGCCGAUUGGCGACCUCGUCGACGAGGAUGACCUCCUCAAAGAGCUUCAAGAACUUCAGGACGUAAGCGAAUCUGAGAAUCUUUUUUUUUCUGAUCGCAGAAUGUUUAGAACGUGGCUCCUCUUCCGGAAACAGCCUUACCUGAAGUUCCUGCCGGCCCGGUCACACGUGCUCGUGCCAGUCGCGAGAAGAUCCGCAAGAUGAACACCAUGGAGGAGCUGGAGCAGUGGGCUGCUGCAAACUGA
Caenorhabditis auriculariae is the source of this 974-nucleotide messenger RNA. NCBI's taxonomy places the organism in Eukaryota, Metazoa, Nematoda, Chromadorea, Rhabditida, Rhabditidae. The record is from the annotation of a GenBank genome assembly.